AUGCGCGUCCUCAGCCUGACGGGCCUGGUCACCCACGCGCUCCUCGUAUCGACAACGACAGCAGCGAAAUGCGCCUCACCGCCCAUCAACCUUCCGUACCGCUCCAUCUCCACGGUCCCAGGAGUCCUUUCUCCUGGUAUCCCGCUACAAAUCGGGUCGCCAUGGCAGUCCAUCGCCAUCGUCCCCUCACUGCAAAUCGACGACACCUUCUUACCGCGCUACACAAAUACUUGCAUUUACGACACCCCAAUUAAUACUACAUCUACGCAACCGCAGACAAAUCGUACGAUACAAAGUCAUGUGGCGCUUACGGACCUGCAUGCGCGCGAUGCCUCGCCUGGAAGUUUCUCCACCCUCAAUGAAAAUGGUGCAGGAAUCGGCGAAGACUGGUUCACCCGCUGCGCGCAAACCUACGGCGGCGCUUACCAACCCAGCCUCUCACCCAGCUUUCAGGAAAACCGCACGAAUAAUCAAGCAUUCCAUUUCUUCACCGACAUAUGGCGCUUUGGGGACUAUGCCGACGCGUACGCGACCACAAACGAUGCCCUACCCCUUCGCAAGAACCUCUCCUCCUCCUUUCAAAUAGCAGAAGAAGGAAAAACAUUUAGCGGGUAUGGCAGCGCGCUACUCGGACUAACGCCUAACUCCACCAUUUUGAAUGCGUUAAGGCAGGCAGACAUGAUACCCAGCACUUCCUGGUCCCUCACAAACGACUCGCUGUGUCUAGGCUGCGAAGAUCGCGCCGCGAGUACAGGGGCGUGGCAUACCUUUCACCCUUCAAACCGCUAUGUGAACCCCGACCUACCAUGCCUGAUCAAAGCGAAGGUCGAGGCGCUGAAUUGGCGUCCAAGGGAGCAUGGGGUGGAGGGCGCGACGCUCAUACAGGAAACGUUUACCGCAUGCGUUGAUCCGGGGGUACAAUUUUUGGUCCUGCCUACCAAUGCGACGAGCGCGUUUGAGAAGAUUGUAGGGGGAAAUGUGAGCGCAGAGUAUGAUGAUUAUACUGUAUUUGAAGGGUCGGGCGGGAAUGAUACGGGUGUGCUGACGUUCCGUAUUGAGGGAGGCCUGGAGGUUAAUGUGACUAUUCCUGGACCUGGGGAUGUCGCCCCGGAAAAGGAAGGAGAGUGGACGGUGCCGGUUGGCAAGGGUGGCUGGGGCGCGUAUGGGAAUCAGACGUGGGUAUUGGGGAAGGUGUUUACGGACCGUGUGGUGUUGAGGUGGGAUGGUGAGCAGCAAGAGUAUGGGAUUGCCAAUAGGAACACUAAUCCCGCAGCUAAAAUUGACUUGCAGCCACUUGGAUGCGACGAGUUUCUUAAACUCGAGAAGAGUAUCACCUUAACACCGGGCACGGGUAUCUUGGUUGGUUCCGUCGUCGGCGGCUUCAUAGGCGGGCUGGCUUUUGCAUUUGCAGGCUUCUGGUUUUUCAAGUGGGGCCAGAAGGGUGUGAGGUCGAAGUACGCACAGUUGGACGAGGACACCGUGCCUAUGUGUACAAUGUCGCAUGGGAGGGACAGCACCGCCGGAGCGCUCAGCCCACCGCCACCGAGUAUACACGAGAGUCUAAGAUCACAGCGGUUGAGGGAUACGCGACCAGGAGCGCAGAGUGGACGGGGUUUUGAAAUUGCUGAUGGCCAGAUGUUUGAGGCUCCCGAAGGCGGUACAAUAUAUCCCACUAAGAGAGGACGAAAUGAGAUGUGA
Messenger RNA from Didymosphaeria variabile, 1698 nucleotides. RefSeq lists its product as uncharacterized. Lineage: Eukaryota; Fungi; Ascomycota; Dothideomycetes; Pleosporales; Didymosphaeriaceae. The coding region runs from base 1 to 1698 and encodes 565 amino acids. The transcript has a single exon. The record is from RefSeq and is a predicted model, not a curated record.